Capronia coronata CBS 617.96 is the source of this 363-nucleotide messenger RNA. RefSeq lists its product as uncharacterized. The record is from RefSeq and is a predicted model, not a curated record. NCBI's taxonomy places the organism in Eukaryota, Fungi, Ascomycota, Eurotiomycetes, Chaetothyriales, Herpotrichiellaceae. The transcript has a single exon. Gene Ontology annotation, cellular component: cytoplasm; mitochondrion; membrane. The coding region runs from base 1 to 363 and encodes 120 amino acids.
AUGCUGACACUCAUAGUCGUUUUCGGGCCGGCGGCCACCAAGUGGUAUGGCAUCCUGCAGAAGUAUAUCAAUGUCGGGUCAAAGAAUGCGACAAUCGCCGCUCGAGUGGCAGCAGACCAGAUAGUCUUCGCCCCUUGCAACCUGGCCCUUUUCCUAACCACCAUGUCAGUAAUGGAAGGUGGCGAUCCUAAAGAAAAGCUUCGAAAGACCUGGCUGCCAGGACUCGAGGCGAAUUGGGUCCUGUGGCCAGCGGUUCAAGCGGUCAACUUCAAGAUGGUACCGUUGCAGUAUCAAGUGCUGGUUGUGAACAUGGUCAGUCUUGGUUGGAACUGCUUCCUGAGUUGGUUGAACAGUUCGACAUAA